UGUGGCAGAUGUCAGUGGCAAUGGGAGAUGUCGAGUUUUUUGUGAUAUAAAAAAAAUACAGCCAAUUUGUCGACGUUCUGUGGUAAUAAUUAUGUGAAUAAUGAGAUGAAAGUGUAAAUAAAUAUUAGGAUAGUGUUAAUUAGUGAUUAUGGCGCAUAGUGGAGGUGUUCUUAGCUCGGAUAUAUCAAGGAGAAAUCCCCAAGAUGAGUACGAACUUGUCCAAAGAAUUGGAUCUGGGACCUAUGGCGAUGUCUACAAGGCAAAAAGGCUCAACGGUAACGGUGAGCUUGCCGCCAUCAAGGUGAUCAAAUUGGAGCCUGGUGAAGACUUCGCCAUCAUCCAGCAGGAGAUUCUGAUGAUGAAGGACUGCAGGCAUCCAAACAUAGUCGCGUAUUACGGCUCUUACCUCAGGAGAGACAAACUAUGGAUCUCUAUGGAGUAUUGUGGUGGGGGGAGUUUGCAGGACAUAUACCACGUGACGGGCCCGUUGACAGAGGUCCAGAUCGCUUAUAUGUGCCGGGAGACCUUAACUGGACUAUCCUAUCUUCACAGUAUGGGGAAAAUGCAUCGGGACAUCAAAGGCGCGAACAUACUGCUAACAGAGUGCGGCGAUGUGAAACUGGCCGAUUUCGGUGUCUCCGCUCAGAUAACGGCGACAAUAAAUAAGAGGAAAUCAUUCAUUGGAACGCCAUAUUGGAUGGCCCCUGAGGUGGCAGCGGUAGAGAGGAAAGGUGGUUACAAUCAACUCUGUGAUAUAUGGGCGUGUGGGAUAACGGCUAUUGAACUAGCAGAACUCCAACCGCCAAUGUUCGAACUGCACCCGAUGAGAGUUCUCUUCCUCAUGUCCAAGUCGGGAUUCAAACCGCCACAGCUGAAAGAGAGGGAGAGGUGGUCGCAGGUGUUCCACUCGUUCUUGAAGCUGGCGCUGACGAAGAACCCGAAGAAGAGACCUACGGCUGAUAAACUGUUACAGCACCCGUUCUUCUUUCAACAAGAUAUGAGCAAGAGAUUAGCGAUAGAACUAUUACAAAAAUACUCGAAUCCACCCAGCCAUUGUAACAGCCAAGAGGACGAUGAUGCUGCGGUGUCCAACGUGCCGCAGCGCAUCGCGUCCCGCCACACGGGGCGCGGCCGCCGCGUGCCGCCCGAUCACGCCAGACCACGCAGUUUGGCCGAAGCCCCCGUUAGACCUACAACAUUGAUUGAUGACGAUGUAGGGGCCAGAGUCACUUUGGUUGAUGAUGGCCGCGACAGAAGUCGCCGUUCUGGCGCGUACGACGAUUCCCCCAUCAUCGAUUUAGACGCGGACGAUAUCGCGGCCAACCUCACUGAGAAUAGAUGCGAUGGUGACGCCGGUAGGAGAGCAUUUCAUAGACAAUCGAGUGAGGAUUGGAGUGUAGCAUCAUUAAUGACGUGUCCCAAACACAACCCUCUAACGCAAGAGAUGACCAUAGACACAAUGCCAUCUAGUGAAAAGAGCCUCUUGCAAUAUAUAGACGAAGAGUUAAUGCUAAGGGCAACACUGCCGCUCACAGCGGAAACGGCGAACAUGGCGCAAGCGACGAAUUCAGGCCUCUCGGUUCACGAUCAACAUUUAUCACAAUGUAUACAAUUAAAACAGAACUAUUUGAAUAACUCCACCACAAAUAUCUAUCAAAAUUUAGCUACAAACUUAGCGAUUGGCGCUUCAAGGGUGUCUAUAGAUGAUCCUUUGUGUAGGAAAAUCGGUGAGGAUAUAAUGUACGCGGAUCAGCACGAAAGCGAUAUAGUAUUAGACUCGCCACAGAUAAGGAACGCCAAUUGCGAGUGUGGAUUAUGUCCCAAACCCGAAUUAAAAGAUAAUAAUACAUUGAGCGAUUUACAAAGAUCUGUGUCAAACAAAUGUUCCUGCGACGCAUGUAAUUCCAACGGCGACAUACUGAGUUAUUACAGGAAUUGUUCCAAUCAGAAUUCUGAUUCGGGUAUAGUGUAUUGCGACGAUUGUAAAAAGCAGAAAAUUUCCAUAUCAAACUUUCGCGCUUUGCAAAUAGCUAACAGAUUGCGCAUUGAUGAUGAGAAAGUGGAAAAUGGCGCUAAUUCCGACGAGGAUCUGUGCAGGAAAAUCGAUAUGAGUUUGAACAUGGUCGAUAAGAAUUAUGAGCACAGGAAGAGACAUAAUAGACAUAAUUCUGAUUCUGUAACGGCCGGUAUAGACUUGAGUCAGUUUUGUCAGUGCGAGUUUGACGCUGCUAAGAGGAAAACAUCGUCGGUGGAUGAAAUUUUCAAUAGAGUUGAUGAGAAUAAUGCCGUGAAGGAGUUGACCGAGGAAGAGGAGAAAGUGAGCCAACGGCAAAGGAGUUUGUCGGACAGCCAGAGGGAUAAAGCGAAAUUGGAGAAUAAAGUAGGUACGCCCCCGGUGCCCCCCCGGCGCUCGCGGCCCCGCCGUGCGCACACGCCGCCCCGGCCCGCGCCCAACGGCCUGCCGCCGACGCCCAAAGUGCACAUGGGUGCUUGUUUCUCUAAGGUUUUCAACGGUUGCCCGUUAAGGAUAAACUGCACCGCUUCCUGGAUACAUCCAGACACGAGGGAUCAACAUAUUCUUAUAGGCGCCGAAGAAGGUAUAUACACGUUGAAUCUGAACGAGUUACACGAGACAGCCAUGGACCAGUUGUGCCCGAGGCGUACAAUAUGGCUGCACGUCAUCAAAGACGUGCUGAUGUCGUUGUCGGGCAAAACAGCGUCGCUGUACAGGCACGAGCUGCUACUGCUGGCGGGUAGCGCGAGGUCCGGCAGGUCCCGGGUUCUGCCCCCGAGGCUGCUGCCGCGCCGGUUCGCGAGCACCAGGCAGCCUGACACUAGAGGUUGCAUAAGAUGCGCGGUGGCUCGUAAUCCAUACAACGGCUACAAAUAUUUAUGCGGGGCGACGCCGGCUGGAUUAUUUUUGAUGCAGUGGUACGAUCCACUGAGAAAAUUCAUGCUGUUGAAGAACAUAGAAUGCAGUUUGCCAACGCCGCUGCUGACGCUCGAGCUGAUCAUAUCGCCGGAGCUGGAGUACCCCCUGAUAUGCGUGGGCGCAUCCAGCAAGCCGCUGAGGCUCACAUUGCUCAAUAUCAACUCUGGCGCGACGUGGUUCCACUCGGACGAGUUGUGCGCGCGCGCCGGCGCGGCCACGGCGGCGCGCGCCGAGCGCCUGCACACGCUGCGGGCCGUGCGGCAGCUGGACAGGGACAGGGUGCUAGUGUGCCACGAGAACGUGGUGGACAUAAUUCCGGUCCUCCCCCCCACUUUGGAAAGAUGGCGGACGACGGAUGACGCGAAGCGGAAGCCGAAGUUGACGCGGAUUCAGUUCGAUUUUAACAUCGAUAGCAUAUUGUGCCUGGCUGACAGCGUGCUGGCGUUCCACCGGCACGGCGUUCAGGGCCGGUCUCUGAAGAAUGCUGAUAUCACGCAGGAGAUUACUGAUCAGUCGAGGGUCUACAGGCUUCUCGGGCAUGAUAAGGUCGUAGUUUUGGAGUCCCACACGCUACAAACAAACACACUGUCGGGUGACGACGGCAACGACCUCUACAUUUUGGCGGGACACGAGGCGUCCUACUGAAGUGACCGCACGUCGGCUGAUUUUGCGGACAGUGUUAAAGUUUCAGGGUGACCACAGUUAUAGCGAAAAACGAGAUUCCGUUUGGAAACUUUUAAUUUGUAAUAAAGUCAUCGCUCGUCGAGACUUUUAGCGGACAUUGUUAAGUUUUAGGGUGACCAGGAUUUGAGGUGGAAAGCGCAUUUUCGUUGGUCGUUUUAUGACGUGACCAGACGUUAAGAAAUUUGCGGAUAGUGUAACUAUAUAGGGUGACCACGAUUAGAGUGGAAAGCGAGUUUCCGUUCGUAGACUUUUAUUUCUACGAAAGUGACCACACGUCGAUAAAUUUGCGGAUAGUGUAUUAUUAUAGGGUGGCCACUAUUUAAGUGGAAAGCUUGUUAACAUUUAUGUCCAUGAUUCGGGAGCAUUGUGGACUUAUUUCAACUGAAGUGACAAUGCGUUGUAAUAUUUUCCGGAUAGUGUAGUUCUAGGGUGGUUUACGAUUUGAUUGGAAAAUGAAGGAUAGUUUUUGUUUGUGUCUGCGACUUGGGAAAAUUGUGGAAUUUCCGUCAUUAGUCCGACAAUGACUUGGCGACUUUUGAGGAAUCGGAAGGAGUAAUGAGAUUAAAUAUAUUUUGAGUAUUGCGACCACGAUUUAGUGAGAAACGUGGGUCUUAUUUUUUUCGGAUUUUUUUUUUUUAUAUUAAUGAAGGUUUUUAUCUAAAGUGUAGUGUGAAACUACAUGUAUGCGAAUUUUCAAGACAUUUUGUGAGAUAAUUGAAGCAAUACAUAGUUUAAUUUCAAAAUAAGGUGUAGAUUUCAAUUUUGUUUUACAAUCGUCAUUUCCUAUUAGCGAAUCGUAGGAAUGCUCGUGUAAGUCAUUGGUUAAUGAGUGAUGCAAGUAUAACUACGCUAUUUCUAAAAGAGGGGUGUUAAAUUUACCAAUUUUAAUGCGGUUCUGCGUUUAAAUAACGCACGUUAAACAUUAACAUUAAGAGCCGAUGCGAAAAAUUUGCUUUUCCACACAUUAACUGUAUAUUUAUAUAAAAUCGAAAAUAUAAAAGAAAAAAAUAGUUAAUUUCUCUAUAAAUUCAUACAAAUGAUACAACUUUAAGGAAAAAACAAGGAUAAAAAUGUCAUUAUUAUGACAUUUUUCAGAGGAUUAAUUAAAAAUUUUUUUUUUUGAUACGGGAGUAAAUCCCGGAAAUAAAGCUAGCUCAUAACGAAACACCAAACAUAACCUCACUGCCAAAUAAUUCCAAUUCCAAGGAUAUAUAGCAACAAGCAAUAAUUAACAGCGAAAUAUUCAAUUUUACAAUCAGUGUACAGUUAGACGCGUGAAUUGAAUAUUAUUUACAGCAAUCCAAUACGCCAAAGGUUGCGGAGGUCUGACGGGAGUCGCUCCGUGUAAAAACCUGACUCACCCAAUCCAGGAUCCAUCAAAAAAAAAAAAAAUCAUGCAUCUAACUGUGCAUAGAAAUGUAUGUAAUAGUUAAGUAUGUAUCUAGUUUAUAUGAAAAAAAAACUAAUAAUUUUUAAAUCUGUAGAGGUACGAUUUAACAAAAAAAAAAUAUGUCUAUCAAAUUUAAUAUACCAAUAAUUUCAAUUCUGUAAAGCACUUUAUGCAUUAUGUACGCCAUUUUUUUUAAUACCAAUUUCUAUCGAAGUGGUAAUACUUUUAUUUUUUACUAAUUCGCAAAAUGCCCAAUAAUUCUAUGUAAGUUUUAUAGAGGUAAAUGUGCGCAAAAUGACAAAGUGAUUUGCAUGGAACCUUGUGGAAUAUUUUGUUGAGAUUUUAAUUUGAAAUGCUAUAUCAAAUGAUAUAAGCAAUAACAUAACCUCGGCGCAUACACAUUGCAUCAAAGAUACAGGAAAACGAAUGUGUGAACAAUCUGGGUAGAAUAUCUUAAGCAAGGUUUACGGAGACGUCAGACGUUUAAUAACAUUAACUGACUUACCUACUCCUAACCCUACGUCAUUAGUGGACCCUUGGCUCUGGAGGACGCUAGGGACGCUUGAGACAAACGCUAGAAGUAUAAUGACAUGUUGAAGGACAACUAUAAAAUUGCGAAAUGAAAAUGUGUAUGCACUGUAAGAGUAAUUUUUCUAUGACGCUGAUAUGAUAAAAGGUAAUUUCGCAUAAUGUGAAAGAAAAUUCACCUUAAUUUACCAAACUUGGCAUUUUGCUAUAUGAAAAAUGAAUAUGAUUUAUUUAUUCAAUAUAUAUGAUAUACAACCAAUAUGUGAUUUCACGUAAACUUUGGUGCAAAAAAAUCAUAUAGUUUACGUCAAAAAGACAUCGGUUUAGUUUUUAAAAAAUGUAAUAAAAAGUAAUUUAAUGUAUUUUUGUGUAAAUAUUUAAAUUUAUUCCAAUUAGCUAUAGUCAAUUGUAUCAUAGUAUCACUAGAGAUGUAAUUGUAAUAAUGUAUUUAAUUUUUUUUUAAAUAAAAUUUCUGAGAUAUUUUCGUUUUCGCUAAACGCAAACGAGUGAUUUGCGAAAUAAUGGAUUUGCCGAGAGAAAUCUUAGAUAUUAUGGAAUAAGUACCAAACCAGAAAUAACAGUUUAAUUUUUACCAAAAAAAAUAUUACAGAAAAUUAAAAAUUUUACAGGUCAUGAUAUCUUUCUUUUGUUUCAUUUACAAUUUUUUAAGACGAUAUAUGAAAUAAAAGUUCGAUAAUCGGCAAAAUUCUAUUUUGAAAAAAAAAAAGAAACAGUUUUAAAAAUAAGACAUUUAGCUUGUUCAUACAAGUGUGACACUGCGUACCUAUUAUUUAGUAUAAUGUCAUAGAAAUCUGUAUAAAUAAAGUGUUCAGAUUUUUGUGUAUAAUGUAAAUUUAAAAAAUUGCUUCUAAAUAAUGAAAUUUAAAAAAUGUGUAUUCUAAGUAUUUUACCGGUUUUAUCUUUUAUUUUUUUUUUUAUUUUCUCUAAAUGCAAUAAUUAUAACUUGCGAAAUGUUUUGUAAGUGCAUUGCAACGAAUGCGUUUUGCGCGCAACGAGUGAAGGUUUUACCUUUUACGGAAACUCUUGAUUCGAUGAAAAUAUUUGAAAUACUCGGUGAAUAAGCGUUAUUUAAGCUUACCACCAUAGAUCUCGUCUUGCUUACCAUCAGGCAUAUUUCAAUCACUAUUUUUUUUAUUAGUAAAUUAGUUUUGUUAAAAUUUUUGUGAUGAUAAAUUUGUUAUCUUUCACAUCAAAAACACUCAAUAUUUGUAAAUGUAACAAUCUCCUUGUGAAAAUUUUCAUUGAGUUAAAGAAGACGAUUAAUUUGAAAUUUACAUAUUAAAAGAACAUUCGUCACAGAAAUAAAACAAUAAUGUGACAAAUGUGGCUGAAUAUUUUCUUUUUUUUUCCGUAGUACGACCGAGGUAGAUAAAUGUGACCUUAUGGUUUUGGUUUCAUAGUAGUUUUACCAAUUUACGACCGAUACAUAUUUUUUUUUAUUUUCUUUGAAUCGUGAGUACCGUAAAUGUGUAAAUGCCUAGCCAGUUUUACAGUCCAGCUUUGAAGAUUAAUAACAAACUACUUCGCUUUUACUACCGUUUAUUUAUGAUAACUCCCAAUAAACAUUUAUUUUCUA
Molecule: messenger RNA, 7131 nt
Organism: Amyelois transitella
Lineage: Eukaryota; Metazoa; Arthropoda; Insecta; Lepidoptera; Pyralidae
Gene: hppy
Product: mitogen-activated protein kinase kinase kinase kinase 5
Exons: 22
Coding region: 149-3577 (1142 amino acids)
Biological process (GO): protein phosphorylation
Molecular function (GO): MAP kinase kinase kinase kinase activity; ATP binding
Source: RefSeq, a predicted model, not a curated record